CUAUAAUAAACAAACUCUUGCUGGUCAUGUUCAAGAAUACCGUGUGCUUGGCAGGACGCCCUUUGCACAGAAUAACGGCGGGAACCACCCGUUUGUUCUCCAGCUCGAUUCCAACUUUGAAAGAUGAAAGAACAGUUGAAUCUCAUUUACAAUUUUUAUCUAAAUUCUACACACCAGAUUUACUUCAAAGUAUCAAGAUCACCGAAUCUCUUGUCACACCAAAGCAAGUUCUUGACUUGAAGAAGAGAGGAUUAGAAGGUAAAUCCAAGGCUGCGCCAAGUGAUGUUUCCAGUGAUCUUCACCGUGCUGAUCCUAAAUGGACCGAACCUAUAGUUUACCCAAACCAAGCUGACAAUAGAUCUCCUUACGCCCCAAUUCCAGCCAACCAAGCUCCUGAUAGAACUGACUUGGUUAUGAGAUUCAAGGAAACCAAGACCAAGGCUAAGAAUGACCGUAGAGCCGAUAGAAAGGCCUUCACCAAGGGUCUUUCUAACUUGACCGGAUUAGAUGAAGGAUAUGUUUCUAGAUUAUAUGUACGUCCUAUUGUGAUGAAGCGUGUUUCUUGUCAAACUUCCAAGGGUAAAAUUCCAAAUUUCUACGCAUUAACUGUUGUUGGUGACAAAAACGGUAUGAUUGGUUUAGGUGAAGGUAAAUCAAGAGAUGGUAUGAGAACUGCCUUGGGUAAAGCUCAUUGGAAUGCAGUCAAGAACUUGACUCCAAUCACCAGAUAUGAAGAUAGAACCAUUAUCGGGAACAUUGACCAUCGUUACCACGCCGUCAAGCUUUUCUUAAAGUCUGCCCCAUCUGGGUUUGGUUUGAGAGUUAACUCCAAUAUUUUUGAAGUUUGUCAAGCUGCUGGUAUCAAGGAUUUGGCUGGUAAGGUUUACAAGUCUAGAAAUCCAAUGAAUGUCACCAAGGGUUUUGUAGAAGCCUUAACCAAGCAAAGAUCUUUAGAAGAUUUAGCUUCUGGUAGAGGUAAGAAGUUGGUUGAUUUAAGAAAGGUUUAUUAUUCUGCUUAAACGUGAUUUAAUAUCAUAUAAUUUCAUUAUAGAAGCAAAUUGCAUGCCUCAGCCUCCCAUGACCACUCCCCCCCAUACACACCCACACACAUACACAAAAGCACAUAGAAUCACUACACU
This is a messenger RNA of [Candida] anglica, 1139 nucleotides long. NCBI's taxonomy places the organism in Eukaryota, Fungi, Ascomycota, Pichiomycetes, Serinales, Debaryomycetaceae. The record is from the annotation of a GenBank genome assembly.